AAUGCCACGACAACAACCUUCCUCCUCAAGCAAUUAUUUAAUUUUAAAUUUACUUUCAAAUAAAAACAAUACUUUUAUUUUUGAUUCAAUUAAUUGUGUUUUCCCAAAUUUACAAAAUUGUCGUUCAAUUGAAUUAAGAAGAUUUAAAUGUUGCUCUUUUAAUGAAAAUUCUGAAAAUUUAAAUAAAUAUAUUGAUGCAAUAUUUGUUGAAACAAAUAAUUCUCCAAUUAAAAAACGAGAAAAUAAAGAAAUUUGCAUUUUUGAAGAAAUACAAUCUGUUGAAUGGAAAGGGGUGUCUAAUUUCUUAAGUGAAGAUGAUGAAAGUGAAUUUGGAAAUAAAGAAGGAAAUUAUUGCAGUAUCACAAAAAGCUUUACUGGCCAAAGCAGUAUUUGGGGUGAAUAUAUAAUUGAAGAAAAAUACGAGGAAGAUAAGUAUGAGGGAGAAGAAGAGGAAGAGGAAGAAGAACAAAAUUAUAGAGGGCAUUUAUUUUUUGGUUAUAAAUGUAGUAAAGAAAAUAUAAAAUUAAAUUCUUUUGUUUCUGAUUGGUAUAAUUGGUGUGCUAUACGAGAAUUAUGUCAAUUACUUCCUUCAAAAUGUUUAUUUAGAAAAGUUAGCUUUUACAAAAAUAUUGAAGAAAAUAAUUUUUAUUUUAAUUAUUUUUUAAUUAUUGAAGUUGAAAAUGUUUUGUUAGAAAUUAAUAAUGUUAUAAAUUGUAUAAAUAAUGUUCAAUUACUUUGCUAUAAUAAAGCAAAUAUUGGAUUAUAUGAAGAAAUUGAAUUUGAGAUUGAUUUAGAAUUACUUCAAGAAUUGGUUUUAUGUGCGAAAGCAAUUAAUUGUUCAAAUCAUAGAUUAGCUGUUAAUUUUAAUAAUGUUUGUUCCUUUAGAGGAGAUUUAAAAGAAGAAAAAUUUUCUACUCAACCUCCAUUUUUACUUCCAAAUUCUUCUGUUUGUCCAUCAUUUUCUUCAAUUUCAAUUUAUUCAGAAAAUAAUUUAAUUUGUAAUAAUUUCCCUAAAGAAAGAUUUAUUUCAAAUUCAACAAGUAUUUAUAGUAAUAGUGAUUAUUAUUUUGAUGCCCAAAUGGACGAAAUUGAAUAUACAAUAAUACCUGAAAAUAAAAUUGAAGAAACUUCUUUUAAAAAUUUUAAUUUUGAAAGAGAAGAGGAAGAAAUUAAAAGUGAAAGAAUUGGAAAAACAAAUUUUAAUUAUGAAGAAGAAGAAGAUUUAAAAGAAACAUUUGAAAUUAAAAUAAAUAAAAAUGAAAGGAAUAUUUCGAUAAUGAAGGGAGGAAAUGACGAUAAUAUUUUAAAUAUUCAGUCUAUAAAAAAUUAUCCUUUUCGAAUUAAAAAUAUUUUUAAAAAAUUUUUUGAUUAA
Meloidogyne enterolobii is the source of this 1372-nucleotide messenger RNA. Lineage: Eukaryota; Metazoa; Nematoda; Chromadorea; Rhabditida; Meloidogynidae. The record is from the annotation of a GenBank genome assembly.